This is a messenger RNA of Magallana angulata, 6500 nucleotides long. RefSeq names its product deleted in malignant brain tumors 1 protein-like. Gene Ontology annotation, cellular component: membrane. Gene Ontology annotation, molecular function: protein-lysine 6-oxidase activity. Gene Ontology annotation, biological process: peptidyl-lysine oxidation. The record is from RefSeq and is a predicted model, not a curated record. Lineage: Eukaryota; Metazoa; Mollusca; Bivalvia; Ostreida; Ostreidae.
UGCAAAAUCAAAUUAUGAACAAGUUUUUUAAUUUGGAUGUCACAUAAUAAUAUAACCUGAAAAUACUCUGCUGGAACCAAUAAUACAUACAUAUUUUGACGUCAACUGCAGAAAAAGAUGUGGCUGUUUUGUUUAGUUGUUAUCACUACGAUAGUGGCAUCAUCAGUGAAGCCACAACUGCUAUAUGAACGUGACAACAUGCCUUUAAUGAAUAAUCCAGACGAAAUGAAGAAAAUGUUUUUGUCUCUUAUGGACGCAUUUAAUCGAAAAAUUGGUGACAAUUUUAAAAGAUUACUAGCUCGUGUGCAAAAUGAUUUUCAAUCCCAGCUUAGGAACCAGUCAGCUGAAUUGAUUUUCGUUCAGAAAGGAAACAACGAAAACAAAACAUUUAUGAACACAUUUAAUCAAAAAAAUUCUGAAAAUUUUACAAGAUUGCUAGCUUCUGUCCAGAAUGACUUUCAAUCCAAGCUCGAUAAUCUAUCAGCGGAAUUGAUGUCAGUUCAGAACGAAAACAAAGAAAUCAAAAGUAAACUGCUCGAUCUGACCAAAAGGCAAACAGACGCCCAUUUAUAUAGAUACCCAACUAGACCCACUGUGGAGGCAGAAAGAAAUAUUGAAUUUCAGGAAGAUAUUGAUGCAAAAAUUAAAGAAGAAUUCGAAAAACUGGAAUCUAGUAUCCAAGCAAAUCUUACAAUGAGACUCGAAGACACCAAAGCUAUAAUGGAGGAUAACUUGGAAAUAAAGAGAAUGAUAGGAUACUUGAACAAUACUCAGACCAAAUUAAAAUCUAAAGUAGAUGGAUUGGAGAAACUACUAGAAGAGAAAGAAAAGUGGAAUGCUAGAUUAGCUAUAAAUGAGUCAUCAAUAGUCUAUUUAGAAAUAAAAACACAGGUUUUAAAUGAAACACUACAUGAUUUGCUGAAGGAAUGUUUAGAGGUGAAAACAAACGUAUCUACAAUUGUUACAGACGGACAGAAAAAAGCGGAUAUUUUAGAGCAAAUGGCCUCUCAGGUCACUCAGCAAAGCAUUCAACUGAAUGAAACUUCACAAAGAAUUUAUGAAUUAAAAGAACAAGAAAAAAUCAACAUCAUUUAUUUUGCAAAUGUUACAUCAAUUGCUGACAACAUGCGCAAUGAACUCUUCUUUCUUAAAACGAGUUUGGAUACACUAAAGAAUCAGACAAACUAUUUAAAUGUUGACCUUACUCAUGUCAACAGCUCAGUUAUAAAUAGUAGCCAAGAAAUCGAAGAAAAUAGAAUAAAGAUUAACGGAUAUAUAUCGCAACUGAGUAAUCUUCAAAUGACUGUCAAAAGUCAGAAAACCAUGUUACAAAACUUGCAGAAUGCUGUUGAAAAUGCCAGAUCACUUCCUAGUAGCUGUAACGAUUCACAAAAGCCCAUUAGUUGUGAAAGAGGUGUAGCUAAGGUGAAUCGUAUCAGCGUCAUUGCAGAUGGCAUUCGUCUUGUGAAUGGAAGCUCCUGGAACGAAGGUCGUGUAGAGGUGUAUGAAUCCGGAGGCUGGGGGUCAUUUUGUAGCACUGAAUGGGACACCAUGGACGCCAGUGUUGUUUGUAAAGUGGUGGGAUUCAAAUACGGAGUGGCGAUUACAUCUGGACUUUUUGGUCUGGGAAAUGGUUCAGUCCAAAUGACAAAUGUAUCCUGUGAUGGGUCUGAGAGCAGUAUUUUUGGUUGUUUAUAUAAUCGUACUAAAGAAUGUCCAACAAACCAAACAGCCGGUGUUGUGUGCACCAAUGCUAACCCUCUCCGACUUGUGAAUGGACGAACCGAAGCCGAGGGUCGUGUUGAGAUAUACACAGAGAACUCCAGGGGACGCGGGGAAUGGAGGACGGUCAGCGACAGAAACUGGGGCAACAGUGAGGCUCAGGCUGUUUGUCAGAUUCUAGGAUUUCCUGGACAUCAUACAAUUCCUAGAGCUGGAUAUCAUUUUGGACAGGGUACAGGGAAGAUUUGUUUGGAGGAUGUAAAAUGUAACGGAACAGAACUCAGUUUACUGGAUUGUCAGUAUCAAUGGAGCUCUAACUGUAACCACACAGGGGAUGCUGGAGUCAGCUGCUUAACGAUUCGUUUGAUGGACGGCUAUGAUGAGUCAGAAGGCCGAGUGGAAGUUCUAAUUGACAACCAAUGGGGCACAGUUUGUGAUGACAACUGGGGUCAAAAUGAGGCUUCGGUCGUCUGUCGUAGUUUAGGAUUACCCAGUGCUAAUACUGUGGCUAAACGCUCUGCAUAUUUUGGACAUGGUAAAGGUGUUAUUUUACUCAACGGGUUGAACUGUUCAGGAAGAGAGAAUGACCUUCAAGAGUGUAGUCGAACAGAGUCAGGAAGGGAAAAAUGUGGUCAUAAAAACGACGCGGGAGUUAGAUGUUUACAAAUUCGCUUAGUAAAUAAACCAGGAAACAGAGUUUCUGGUCUGGUAGAGGUGUACAUUAAGAAUGAGUGGGGGAAGGUUUGUGGAGAUAAUUGGACCAAUGAGGACUCUCAAGUCGUCUGUCGUCAUCUAGGGUAUCCAAGACAUACAGCAUAUCCUCUCCAGAAUAACUUCUUUGGACAAAACCCCGGGCGAAUUCGGAUUAAUAAAGUUCACUGUUUAGGAGGCGAGCAGUCUCUACUUAAUUGUAAUCACAGUACUGAUUCAAGAUACAUCAAAUGCACUUCUAGGAGAGCUGCUGGAGUUAAUUGUGCGCCGUUGACACUAGUGGGCGGUCCAAGUGACAGAGAGGGCCGAGUUGAAGUUUACACUGACCAGCAAUGGGGCACUGUUUGUGACACACACUGGGGCGACCAGGAGGCCCGUGUCGUAUGUGAAAACCUCGGUUAUUUCGGUCAUCAUGCUAUUCCUCGGCAAUCUUCAUUUUUUGGAGGCGGCAAUGGCUCUAUCUUAAUGGCGGAUGUUCAAUGUGAGGGAAAUGUAAGCAGUUUGUUAGACUGCAGACAUCUUGCAAUCCCGACCAAUUGCAGCCACAUGAACGACGCAGGAGUUAGCUGUUUACCUGUGCGGCUGGUAGGUGGACAGAGCGAUCGUGAGGGGCGGGUAGAGGUGUACAUGAAUCACGUCUGGGGCACGGUGUGUGACGAUGAUUGGGACCAUGACGAUGCCCAGGUGGUUUGCCAAAGUCUGGGGUUUCCAAAUUUCACAGGGGUAGCACGUGCAGCUGCCUAUUUUGGACAAGGGAGCGGACCAAUAUUGCUUGAUAAUGUAAGAUGCAACGGAAAUGAAGUGGACAUCCGCAAUUGUAGCUAUACAACGAAUGUCAACUGUGGCCAUAGUGAAGAUGCAGGAGUUAUCUGUGUACCCUUAAGGCUCGUUGAUGGAAAGAUUGGAAAAGAAGGACGAGUUGAGGUUUACAUGAACAACCAUUGGGGGACCGUUUGUAAUACUAACUGGGGCCAGAACGAGGCUCAAGUUGUUUGUGAGAAUAUCGGAUAUGGGAGGUUUAACGCAGUACCUCGGCAAUCUGCGUUUUUUGGAGAAGGCAUUGGUGACAUUGUCCUACAUAACGUACGCUGUUCUGGAAGGGAAACCGCUCUCAUUGAAUGCCAACACGAAGUUCUUGCCUCUACAAAUUGUAGUCAUGACAACGAUGCAGGAGUUAGCUGUCUCUCGGUUCGUUUAUUUGGAGGAAGCAAUGCUAUGGAGGGUAGGGUAGAAAUAUUUAUGCGAAAUGAGUGGGGAACAAUUUGUGACACACUAUGGGACAAUAAAGAUGGCAAUGUGGUAUGCAGGAGUUUGGGAUACGAGGGAUUUACAGGUGUACCUCGUUACAACUCGUUUUAUGGAAAGGGUAGUGGGCGUAUAUGGCUCCAGAAUAGCAGUUGCAAUGUUGAUGAAACGAGCAUCCAAAACUGUAUCAAAUCAGGAAUAUGGGUUCAUCAAUGUAAUCAUUCCAAUGAAGCCGGUGUAAAAUGUGUCCCCAUUCGACUUGUAAAUGGGUCAAGCAUUGAUGAAGGAAGAGUAGAGGUAUAUCAAUACAAUCAAUGGAGCACCAUCUGUGGUCAAAAUUGGAGCGAUAGUGAGGCUCAGGUUCUCUGUCAUAGUCUGGGUUUUGGCAGAGCGAUGAAUAUCAAUGCCACAGCUUUUUUUGGAGAAGGAAAUGGGGAUAUAUUGAUACAAAAUGUAAACUGCAAAGGCACCGAGAGUAGUUUAUUGGACUGUGGAAAAGAUGACGUCACCGUCCAAAACUGCAGUCAUCACUAUGAUGUAGGAGUAAAAUGUUCCUCUGUUCGUUUGGUUAAUGAUACACACGAAUGGGAGGGUCUUGUUGAGAUGUAUGAUGGUGGUGCCUGGAAGGGGCUUUGUGCACAGAACUGGAACACCGCAGAAGCACGAGUUGCUUGCCGUAGUUUAGGAUUUGAUGGGUCUACAGCUGUUACUCAACCUUUCAAGAUGAAUCAAAGAAUAAAGGCUAAGUUUCCCACAUAUUUCGAUUGUCGAGGACACGAGAGAAAUCUCUUCGAAUGUUCCCAUCAUAGAAUACCAGUAAAAACAGGAUGGUAUUCUAACGAUGAGUGUACUCAAGCAGAAGUGAGGUGUAUCCCUGUGCGGCUCUCUGGGGGAUACAGCAAUAAAGAAGGGCGUGUAGAGGUCUUUAUGAACAACGUUUGGGGUACAAUCUGUGAUGCAGGCUGGGACUCAGUGGACACGCGUAUAGUGUGCAAUACUCUAUUUGGAUAUAGUUAUGGUGGAACUAAAGUCAGUGCUGGACAUUUCGCUCAGGGCGUUGGAGAUAUUCUGUUGGCAAAUGUAUCAUGUACAGGGUCAGAGAGCAAUGUAUUGGAAUGCAAGCACAGUCUGAUGACAGAUCACUGCACUCACAGCAAGGACGUGGCAGUAAAGUGCUAUCAAAACAUACGUUUGAAUGAUGGCAAACUUGAGGUCUAUGUGAAGAACGAAUGGGGCACGGUGUGUACUUACGGAUGGGACGAUGCAGAUGCAAAAGUCGCUUGCAGAAGCCUAGGAUUGCCAAGCAUGUAUGCUAAAGCAAGGACUGCAUAUAAUUAUGAUAGAAACGUGCAAUGGUUUUUUCAUGGCGUUGAUGACGAAAAUCCGAGUUUGUUGAGUUCCGUUGGAUGUCGUGGUACGGAGUUGUCUCUUUUUGACUGUUCCAGUUCCUCCGGCUCCAGAUACUGUUAUGGAUCCGAAAUAGCAGCUGUUGAUUGUGCUUGAAUAUUGCAAGGGUACACAUACAAAUAACACAUUUUUAUUUGCUAUAUGCAAAGUACUUAAAAAUAAGCAUUAAAGACCGCUUGUAUAUAAAUCAUUUGUAUAUAAAGAUAAACAUCUAAUUGGCAAUCAAAUACCUAUUGGGAGUGCUGUGUAACAGUAAGUGAUCUACAUGUAACAUUUAAUUUCAGUUAAAUUGGUAUUUCUGACUAUCUCGACAAUGUAAUUAAACUUCAGGAAAUUGAAAUUUUUGUUAUUUAAUUUUUAUAUUUCGACAAGAAAAUACUUCAUGAAAUGUUAUUAGAUUUAACCUAAUAAUAUCCAGUAUGAAACACUUAUCAAAGAAGGAAGUAUUGCUCCUUUACUUUGAAAAUAACAAAAUGCGCCCCGGUUUAGAAACCCCACACUUCACAAUUGUAUUAACGAGUUUUAAUUUUUCAUUUUUCUUACGCAUGUCAUAUUUAUUGGUAAGUACUAAGUCAUGUUAUAUAAUGUAUACUCAUAAUCUUUGUGUACUACUGUACAAUGGUGUUGAGAUCUAAGUAAAUGAACUGUUAAGAAAUUGAAUUGUUACACAAAAUCCACUUGAUGAGCUAAUAAGAACCAUUUGCUAAUAUACGCGAACCAUCGGACUUUGGCGUGUCCGACAAAUAUAAGCAUCGGAUGCUUCUUUGGACAUCAGUGAUCCUAAAACACACCAAAGCCGUGCAGACAAAUCAUCAUACCACAGUCUAAGGUAGAUCAUUUUCAAUAAUACAAUUUGAAAUUAAAGAUACGUUAACAAAUGUACUUUUAUCGGCAGAAUUUUUUUCCCAUCUACAAUGAGACAUAAUUUACAUUUAAAGGAACCUAUUAUUAUGUUGACCUCCAAUUUUGUAACCAAAAGGAAAUAAAUUUCUAAUUAAAACUGUUAAUAUCAAAAUCUAUCUUAAUAUUAUAUUAAUUGUUCCAAAAUUUCGGUAACUUUUUUUCAAUGCAUAAUCGGUUUCGAAUGGUGUUAACCUAUUGAAAGCAAAAUGUUAUCUAAAUUCUCAAAGAUCGAAAUUCUUUCACACCAAGACAACAAAUAAUAAAUUUAUCUGAACGGCCCUCGUGGUGGUUCAAGUCAUAUUGCGCCAGCGUCUACUGCGACACAGAACAAGUUUAAGAGACUGAAAACACCACACUUCCUUGUGACCUUUCCAAGCGCUUUCCAUUUCUGGAUCUUGGUAUCUUGAUAAGAAACACUUAAAUCCCGCUAUACGAGUUUGGUACUUCCAAGUAUGGGUUACAACUCGCCAUCAUAUGCACACCUGCCAAAUGUUUUGGGUUCAAAUUAUUCC